UCCGGUCCCCUGCCCGAAAACCUACUACUCUUUCUUGUCUUCUAUUCCUCGCCACCUGUUCAUUCCUCUUAUCUAAUUGAAACAAGAUCUAGGGUUUAGAGACCGGGGGGAGGGGCGACUAGGGUGCAUCUGGAGCUCGGAUUCCUCCGACGGUUUAUCUAAACCCACGUCUUUGCUAGUGAACUCGAGGUGAUUGGAGCUCCGCACCGGCCGGCAUCUCCAGAAAGCUAAGUUCUCUCAUCCUCCUCUCUGCAGAAAAUUGAUGUCAUUCGAAGCUUCGUUGAAUAUGAUGUAGCUUUGGCAUACAUUUGCAUCCAAGAGGAACGUAGCGAUAUUUCCUUUUGUUGGGAAGUGGGGGUUGGGUUUUGGGUUCCGGAAGUUGAAGAAAUUUGUCUUUUCUUGGAGAGGUUCUGGUUACAGACAAGGAAUUUGAGACAAGUUGGAAGCUUUUGUUUUCCACGAGUUGGAAGAUAAGGUUUCCGGUGCUUUUCCCUUGGAACGUCUCCAAACUCUCAGAAUCGAGCAGUACGAGUUGCAUUUUACCAACAUCUGUACACACACACAAAAAAAAGAAGAAGCAACCUUUAGUCAUAUUUGGCCUGUGUUUUAUGAACCUUACUGGAUGAGUGAGGUCGGGGACACCGGUGGGAUGGUGGAAAGCAGUGAAUCGGAGAAGGAAAUCACAGAGAUUUCUGAAGUUGAGCAAAUGAAUGCAGCUGAAGAGGAGGAACUCACACCUCUAAUUGAUAACCCUUUGGUCGAGAAUGACUCUGGGCUGCAAGCAGAAGUUCUUCCUGAAUUUUCUCAAGAGCUUGUUUCAUCUGAACCGACCGGUGGAAAUGAUGAGAUACCACAAAUAUCAGAAGCCAACAAUGCUGAUCCUGCUACAAUGACUCGGGUGGAAGAUGCCCCUGAUCUUGUUGCUGCUUCCGAUGCCAAUAUUGGAGAGAACUCAGAGAAGACUGAGGUGAAAAAUGAACAACUUGAAAAUGGGAGCUCUUUUAUGGUGACAGAUAAGAAGGAAGAUAUUUCUGAAGAACAUCAAGCUACGGAGGCCUCAGUGAAGCAAGAAAGGGGGAACGAAGAGUACCAAGGCGGCGUUAUAGAGGGUUCUAACCAGUCUUCUGAUUUUGACUCUUUCUUGGAUGGUUAUGAUUCUGGUACGGAGGAACAACAAUCUGCUUUCAUGAAAGAACUUGAUAACUUCUACAAAGAGAGAAGCAUGGAAUUUAAGCCACCUAAGUUCUAUGGUGAAGGGCUGAACUGCCUCAAGUUAUGGAGGCAAGUGACAAAGUUGGGUGGUUAUGACAAGGUGACAUCAUGCAAACUUUGGCGACAGGUGGGAGAAUCUUUCAAACCUCCAAAGACUUGUACGACAGUGUCUUGGACAUUUCGGAUUUUCUAUGAGAAGGCACUUCUUGAGUAUGAAAAACAUAAGAUUCGUACUGGAGAGCUCCAAGUACCAACUUCUUCGCUUGCAGAACCUAUUAUUUCUGAACAUCAGGCAAGUGGAAAUCAGUCAUCUGUCUCAGGUAGAGCUAGAAGAGAUGCUGCAGCACGUGCUAUGCAGGGUUGGCACUCUCAGCGCUUGCUUGGUAAUGGUGAGGUUGGAGACCCAAUUAUUAAGGACAAGAGCUCGUUCCAGUUGACAAAGCGUGAUAAGCAUCUUAAAAGCAUAGGUGGAUUAAAGAGGAAAAAGCCAUCUGGUCUCGACCGUGCUGUCAAAUUUGCACGCACUAAAGUCAUUAAGUCACAAGACGACUCGAUGGUUUUUGAUGUUGGGACUCCUGCUGAUUGGGUGAAGAUCAAUGUGCGGCAAACAAAGGAUUGUUUUGAAGUCUAUGCUUUAGUUCCUGGGCUUCUACGUGAAGAGGUGCAUGUGCAAUCUGAUCCUGCUGGUCGAUUGGUUAUAUCUGGCGAACCGGAGCAGCCUGAUAAUCCGUGGGGCGUCACUCCCUUUAAAAAGGUUAUCACCUUGCCUUCGCGGAUUGAUCCUCAUCAAACUUCGGCGGUUGUGACCCUGCAUGGCCAACUGUUUGUCCGUGUGCCAUUUGAACACUCAGAUAUUUAGGGCUUAUAUUUUGCCGAGACAACUGAGGUGCUGUUUGUGUCGGAGCAAUGCUUCAGUGAACCUGCUGGAUUCUACGUUCCUUUUCGACUCAAACAAAUGCCUCGGAAAACAUCUGAUCUGAUUUAGGACACUGUCCGUAAGUCAGGAGUACUAAUGUAGGGGAAGAAUGUUGAUCGAGUAGAUUGUUGUUUUGAUAGCAAAGACUCAGUUUUAUGUAUUAGUUUGUAAAAGUAGAUGAUGUUGGCUUCAGCUCAUCUAUAUAAAUGAUUUCAAACCCAUGGUUCCAUGUGCAUAGCUGGACGUAUUAACCAUCUUUAUUAGUCUGAUGAGUAAAUAUGGUCAGUCUACCUUUGUGUA
Molecule: messenger RNA, 2428 nt
Organism: Musa acuminata AAA Group (dessert banana)
Lineage: Eukaryota; Viridiplantae; Streptophyta; Magnoliopsida; Zingiberales; Musaceae
Product: AT-rich interactive domain-containing protein 5-like
Exons: 14
Coding region: 623-2071 (482 amino acids)
Biological process (GO): regulation of transcription by RNA polymerase II
Cellular component (GO): nucleus
Molecular function (GO): DNA binding
Source: RefSeq, a predicted model, not a curated record